GUUGAGUCACACCUUGGAUCGACCGGGGUAUUCCAGAGGUGGGGGUUUAAUGUUGAAAUCUCUCAGAAAUACUGAUAAGUAUUGUAUCGUGUGUGUGAUACAUGACAGCUAUAGAUUAUGUUUUUGCUUUGACUGAAUAUUGUUAUGCCGUUUGUUUCAUAUUCGUUUUGUAUUUAUGAUUUUUCAACCGUGUAUUUGAUACCCCUUUUAACACACAUUACUGAGCCGCCUCCUCUUUGAUCUGUUCAUUUUUUUAAAACAUUGCUAUGGCGUAUCGUAGAGUUUUGGCAGGGACAAUUGCUUCUAAAUGCUUCCUUUAUACAUACGACAUGAAUUGUAUCUUUAGAUGGAAGCUAUUUAAUUCUGUUACUUUUGUGUUUUUGUGUUGCGUUCCAAGACAGUAUAUCAAAAUUAUGACUAUCUGCGUCUUGGAACAUACACCUGAUAUUAUCAAUUAAUUGAACAAUUGUUAUUACAUCGUUGCCUAUGUCACAUAAGGAUUGGGGUACCGACUCUGAGGGAGGGGGUAGAAUUGCAUUGGAGUCUGUUGUCUUGCCUGUUGCCUACUCUUUUAAAAAGUUGGGAUCUAGAAAACCUUUUGUUUAGGUAUCUUGGAGCACUGCCUUUGUAAUUAUGGGUGGUGGUCCAGGGUUUUUUUCUAUCCCCUUCAUGGUCUGAAGUAGCUUAAUUCUCGGGGGUGCUGCUACAUUUUGUCUAGCCUCAUCAACCAUUAUUUCAAGGGCUUGAUCAUCUAUUUGUUGCUCUUUGCAGUUUUGGUGCUACAUUUAUGCACGUAAUAGUUAUAGUUUGAUAGUUGAUAUGAGGUCUUGGUUGCUUUUGGCGGUUCUCAGCGAGUGGGAUCAGCUUCUUGCAUUCAUUUUUUAAUUGCUUGGUUUUUUAUGCCCGCGAAUGUGGGCAUAUUAAAAUCGCACUGUCGUUCCGUGUGUGUGCGUGCGUGCGUGCGUGCGUGCGUGUGGGCUUUACUUAGCGAGGUACAUCAUAGUAUUACACACAUACAUAGCGUUUAAAAACCUAUGUAGCUUGGAAAGAUGGGGCACCUCAUGAUGUUGAUGUCAGACUGUGUGUGGGUCCUCUGAAGCUGACACCUCUGACACAAAUUUUAACCAUAUUGAGAUGUGUCGCGCUUAUGACCCGGGUCUCUCGGGUCAAGGUCACAAAAUGAUGUGUGAUUUUUUUUCGUGUCCGGUCCAUAUCUUUUUGGCAGAUGGAGGGAUUUUGAAAUAAGUUUGCACAAAUGUUCAUCUAAUCCCAAGGGUGUGUCGUGUUAAUAACCCGGAUCCCUUGGGUCAAGGUCAAGGUCAGAAUUUGACAUAUCGGUUUUGUGAUAUUUUUUUGUCGUGUCCAAUCCAUAUUAUUUUGGCACAUGGGGAUUUUAAAAUAGGUCUGCACAAAUAUUCAUUUAAUCCCAAGGAUGUGUCGCGUCAAUGACCCGGAUCUCUUGGGUCAAGGUCAAGGUCACAAUUUGACAUAUCGGUUAUCUGCAUGCAAUCGUUUUUGUUUUUAUUGUUUAUAUAUGGAUUUAGAAGUCAUUUUGUGCAAAUAACUAUUUUAGCUUGAGAAUAUGCCGCGUGCAUAUGCUGAAUGCAUGAUCCAUAAAAGUGUAAACAAAUGACAAAAAUGCCAGUCACUGAUUUUUAAAAAAUACAAUUACAAUAUAGGAGACAGUACAGAUAGGGAUAAAAUGGUAUUCAAUUUUUUUAGCAAAAUACUAAGUUCUUUACGACACCAAUAUAUACAAAAAAUCAUUCUAACUUACGAUUGCUACCAUUCCCCAAAUGAAAUACAAUCCAUUGUCAAUAUUUGUUAAAGGGAUUUCCUAUGUGUAGACUUUGAAUGAAGCGUUCCAUCAACCAUCAUGUCUACCAUAGAGAAGAUGAGCAUUUUGGGAAUCCGAAGUUUCGGUCCGGAGGAAAAGGAUAAACAAACGAUCCAAUUCUGCAAGCCUCUGACACUGAUACUUGGACCAAAUGGAACAGGAAAGACUACUAUUAUUGAGUGUUUGAAGUAUAUGACAACAGGUGUUAUGCCACCCGGUUCCAGUAGAGGCGGAGCUUUUAUCCAUGAUCCAAAGGUUGCUCAUGAGAGGGAGGUCAGAGGUCAAGUGCAACUACUCUUCCAUGAUGUAACAGGCAAAUCUGUUUCUGUAAAGAGAUCAUUGACAGCUACACAGAAGGGAAAGAAAGUCGAAAUGAAAACUUUAGAUGGAGUUAUAACACGACUGAAUGCAGCUGGUGAGAAACGGGGCAUCAUAUCUAAAAGUGCUGAUAUUGAUAGAGAGAUGAUUACCUCCCUUGGAGUGUCAAAGCCUGUCCUGGAGAAUGUGAUAUUUUGUCAUCAGGAAGAUGCUAACUGGCCACUCGGCGAAGGAAAACAAUUGAAAGAAAAGUUUGAUGCUUUGUUUGCUUCAACAAGAUAUGUGAAAGCUCUAGACAGCAUAAAGAAAACCAAAAAAGAACAGGAUGGCAAGUUAAAGGAAUUCAAAAUUGAGCUUCCGCAUUUGAAUGAAAAUAAGAAAAAAGCGCAUCAGCUUGAGUGUGAUUUAACAGAACAAGAGGCAAAACGGGAAGCUUAUAAAGAUUGCGUGAACAAAGUGGACAGUCAGCUUAAACUUAAAGAGGAAAAGUGGAACAAAAUGGAUAAACAGUCAGCUAAAAUCAGGAAAAUCGACCAGUAUGGCAGUGAGAAGAAACUGAUACAGAAGCAUGCUGCCGAACUUCAGGAACAGAUAGAAGAAAUAGUCCAAGGGUCUGAUGAAAAGUUGAAGAAGAUGUUGUCAGACUUUGAAAAAAAGCUUAUGGAGACAAAAACAAAACUGCAGGAGUUUAAAGACAAGCAGUCAUGUUUGAACUCACAAAAAGAGAGUCUAGAUGAAGGGAAAUCCGCUGUAUUGGUAGAACUUGGAAAACUAGAGCAAGAGGCAGAGCAUCAGCAAGAAAAUAUAGUAAAGAGAGAUCAAAAGAUUAAACAGUAUGCAGAUGAAUAUAGUUUUGAAGGUUUAACAGGUGCUAUAACAGAAGAGAAGUACAAACUUUUCUUGAAGAAAAUUCAGGAUAAACGGGAGUCUAUGAUGGAGGAGACCAGACUAAAAAGGACUGAAUUUGAAGAGGAGGAGGAAGUGAUACUGCAGAAGAUUGGUGAAUUGAGAGAUACCAAGACAAAACUGGAACAGAAUGAGAAAAUAAAGAGGGAUAUGAUGACAGUCAACCAAGACAAGAUUAAGGAGAUCAAGAAAAAGCUGAGUGCAGCUUCAGGUGGCAGACUGGAUCAGAUUAAGGGAGAACUGAAAAGACAUGAGCAUGACCUUCAAACCCAGGAGUCCUCGGUCAACACAGAUGAACUUAAGCAAGAAAUAUUAAAAUUGUCAAAGGAAAAGUUGAGCAUGGAGGCGAAAAUAAAUGACUGCAAUUCAGAGAUGAACAGACUUUAUUUACAGUCAAACACCCGAACAGAACUGGACUUACUAAUGAAAGAUAAAGCUUCAAAGGAAGAGAACAUCAGAAAGCUGAUAGACAAACAUAAAGACACAGUCAAGCAUCUUCUUGUUAAUGCGCCAAGCAAAAAUAUCCAUGGUAAACUAGAAGAUUAUAUCAG
Messenger RNA from Mercenaria mercenaria, 3612 nucleotides. Its product is annotated as DNA repair protein RAD50-like. The annotation marks the transcript as partial. Gene Ontology annotation, molecular function: double-stranded telomeric DNA binding; ATP hydrolysis activity; G-quadruplex DNA binding. Gene Ontology annotation, biological process: chromosome organization involved in meiotic cell cycle; telomere maintenance via recombination; double-strand break repair. The transcript is spliced from 19 exons. The record is from RefSeq and is a predicted model, not a curated record. Gene Ontology annotation, cellular component: Mre11 complex; condensed nuclear chromosome. Lineage: Eukaryota; Metazoa; Mollusca; Bivalvia; Venerida; Veneridae.